UGUGUGAGCAAGGGAGGGAGAGAGAGAGAGGCAGCUGGAGUCUCACACACAACUGUAGUCAGUCUUGGAAUCUGAGCGCUGCCAAGAGGCGAAUACAGAAGCCAGCGUCGUACUUCCAUGAGGAUGACAUGCUCUCAGACAAGCACAGGAGUCUGUUUUGUUAAGGGAAUCAAAGGAGGAUCAAAGGCGAUUCUACAAUGUCAGGGUUGCUGAUGUUGCCAUCUACAUCACUUUCAAUUCAGCACUGCCCUCCCUUCUUAGCUUAUUCAUAAGGAGUCGCUGUCGUCGUGCCGAUCGAUUGGCUGCAAUGAUAAUGAAUCACUUCCUCUGGCUGCUUCCACUGGUCUUUCCGCACCUGAGCUCUCCAGUCAUAUUGCUCGAGCGGAGUGAUGGGAAUCUCUUUCACUGGAACCAUCUGAUGAAAGGAGAUAAAUUGGUGCUGCACAGAUCCAAAAGAGACUGGAUGUGGAGGCAGUUCUUCCUGUCGGAGGAAUACACAGGAAGUAACUAUCAGUACGUCGGCAAGCUUCGCUCAGACAAAGACAGAGGGGAUGGAACUGCCAGAUACGUUCUCUCUGGGGAAGGAGCAGGCACAAUUUUUCGUAUCGAUGAGAAGUCUGGGGAUUUACAUGCUACACAGAGACUGGACAGAGAGGAAAAGUCCUCUUACACACUGCAGGCCCAAGCUUUCAACAAGAUCACCGGCCUCCCUCUGGAGCCUGCCACUGAAUUCAUUGUCAAGAUACAUGACAUCAAUGACAAUGAGCCCAAAUUUACCAAGGCUGUCUACACUGCCAGUGUACCUGAAAUGUCAGACGUCGGUACGUUUGUAAUAGAAGUCAAUGCCACUGAUGCAGAUGAUGCCACAUACGGGAACAGCGCCAAACUCGUCUACAGCAUUCUGCAAGGGCAGCCCUACUUCUCUGUGGAGCCCGAGACCGGAAUUGUCAGAAUAGCCCUUUCCAAUAUGGACCGAGAAGUGAGGAAGGAAUAUCAGGUGGUUAUACAAGCCAAAGAUAUGGCAGGACAGAUGGGUGGUCUGUCUGGAACCGCCAUGGUCAACGUCACCCUUACGGAUGUUAACGACAGUCCGCCACGUUUUGCUUACAGUUCUUACCACCUAAGCACUUAUGAGUCAGCAGAAAUUGGAUCAACUGUGGGCCGAAUCAAAGCCAACGAUGGUGAUGAGGGAGAAAAUGCUGAAAUGAAAUAUAAAAUUGUAGACGGAGAUGGCAAAGAUUAUCUCGAUAUAAUAACAGAUGAGAUAACCCAAGAAGGAGUUAUCGUUGUAAAAAAGAAAAUGGACUACGAAAGCAAGCGCAUUUACACAGUGAAAGUGGAGGUGACUAAUACACACCAGGACCCCAACUUCGCUGAUCUGGGCCCAUUCUUAGACACAGCCAUCGUCAAGGUCACGGCCAAGGACGUGGAUGAGCCUCCAGUCUUCAGCAGGCCUCAGUAUGUCUUUGAGGUCAAUGAAGACACACCAAAAGGAAUAGCAAUUGGAACUAUUUCAGCCUGGGACCCUGAUGCCACACAUUACCCAAUCCAAUAUGCAAUAGAUCAACACACAGACCCGGAGAGACUCUACCACAUCGACCCCAAGAAUGGAUCCAUCACAAUUCUUAAGUCUCUUGACAGGGAAGUGUCAAAGUGGCACAACAUCUCAGUCCUGGCCAGUGAAAUAAAUAACCCUCAUCAAAGAAGCCGUGUUCCUGUCUUGAUAAAGGUUUUGGAUGUGAAUGACAACGCGCCAGAAUUUGCCAUGAUUUACGAGACAUUUGUGUGUGAGAAUGUCAAAGCUGGGCAGCUCAUACAGACUAUCAGUGCCAUCGACACAGACGAUCCUCUUGUGGGUCACAAAUUUGUAUUCAGCUUGAGUUCAAUGAAUCCAAACUUCACCAUCUUUGAUAAUGAAGAUAACACAGCCAGAAUCCUGACCAGAAGAAGUGGAUUUAACAGGCGUGAAAUGAGUGUCUACUAUCUGCCAGUAGUUAUCUCCGACAGCGACUACCCCAUCCAGAGCAGCACCAGCACGUUGACCAUUCGCGUGUGCAGUUGUGACGCCACCGGCAACAUGCGGUCCUGCAGUGUCGACGCGUUGCUGCUCUCUGCUGGUCUCAGUACCGGGGCGCUAGUGGCGAUACUUCUCUGCAUCCUCAUCUUGCUUAUGAUUGUGGUGCUGUUCUCGGCUCUAAAGAAGCAGAGGAGGAAGGAACCCCUGAUUAUCUCCAAAGAGGACGUCAGGGAUAACGUAGUCAGCUACAAUGACGAGGGUGGCGGCGAGGAGGACACGCAGGCCUUUGACAUAGGCACGCUGCGCCACCCGGAGGUGAUCGAAAGCAACAAGCUGCGGCGCGACAUCAUCCCCGAAAUGCUGUUUCCCUACCACAGACCUUCACCCAUGAAGGAGUGCGCGGAUGUCAGAGACUUCAUUAUUAGCAGACUGCAAGAAAAUGACACAGACCCUUUCGCGCCUCCCUAUGACUCUCUCGCCACUUAUGCUUAUGAGGGCAAUGGAUCAAUCGCUGAGUCACUGAGCUCUCUGGAGUCCUCUGUGACUGAGGCAGACCAUGAAUAUGAUUACCUCUCUAACUGGGGCCCACAGUUUAAAAAGCUCGCUGACAUGUACAUCGGGAAGGAUACGGGAGUUGCCAACUAGGCUGCCGUUCAAAGACAUUCACAUUCUUUGUAUGUACGCGCGGAUCUCACUCUGCGCUCUGAGGCAUAACUUGAAAGAACGAAAAAAGGAUAUUUCACAAGUCCUCUUUCUUUUGUUUUCUACCAACACAAGCUGAAUUUCACUUUUAUGAUGGAUUUUUCGUGGACGGUGUUGUGGUAAGGUGAUUUUGUGUUAAUAGGAGAAGUGAUGGUGAUUUUGUUUUUGUUCUUUAGGGAAAAAAAAAAAAUCUUGACUGAGGUGUAAAACGAAUGGAUGAUUUUGUGACUUCAAAUACAUGGACAGUGAGAAGACUGCCUUUGUCUUAUAACAGAUUGUAAAGAACUCUUCCCUGUUCCCUGUACACUGCAUCACAAAUCACGUUUGCUUCAUUCUUGGUUCAGUGUCGUACAUAAUUGACAAAAUAUGAACUAGGUUUUUUAAAAUUUUACAAAUGCUGGUUUUUGCUCCCCUAAAACAGUUAAAAGCAUUUCUCCAAAUUAGUUUCUUUCUUUGUUGAAACACAAAAGGAGAAAUUCUAAGUCUUUUUCUUUUUUUUUUUUAAUUCAGUAACAGUGAAUCAGAAUUGAAGCCUUCAAGCUUAAAAAUGCAAAAACAUUAUAAAAAUAUCAUAAAAGUGCUCCAUAGAACUGAACUAUAUUUCAUUUUUUUUCAAAGUCUUUGAUAACUUUGUGUGAGCACAAAUUUGAGUCAGGCUUUAAGAAUUUGAAUCAGUCACUUUUUUUUUCAGUGAAUUGGUUGACUCACUUCACAAAAUUGGUUUAAACCAGUCAUUUACAGAUUAGAUCGAUCCGUUUCCCAAAGUCUACUCAAUGGCACAAUGAAGAAAAGAUUAUUUGUUAAUAGUGUUUACAAUGUGGUGUCUAUCUCACACAAAGCUAUUGUUUGACCGUGUCCGAAUAAUGAAUCCGUUUUCGGAAAGGCACAGAAAACGAAUAAGGGGCCGUUCACAUAUCGCGUCUAUUGCGCACUCAAGUUCAUUAUUUUAAAUGUAGGAGCAUGGCAGCCGCGCUCAUAACGGAAACAACGUGGUCGCAGCGUGCUCGGUUUUUCGAAUCGAGAUAAAGGCUGCGUUUACACUAGUGCGUUUUCGUUUUAAAACGCAUAACUGUCGUUUACACUACUCCGGCGUUUUCAACCAUCGAAAACGGAGACUUUUGAAAAUGCUGCAGACCCCGUUUUAGUUUGAAAACUCCGGGGCUGCAUUUCAUUGUAAAUGGACUAAAACUGAGACUUUUGAAAACGAUGGCGUGGCUGCCCACAUUCGAUCUGCGUAUCCUUGAUGACCGUAUAAACAAUAACAUCAUGUUUAUUGUUGUACCCAUAGAUUUCAGCAAAUGGAUGAAUUAGACGCUUCCGCCAUAGGGCAUCUACCUAUACAUAUCUAUGACUGUACCUGCGGCAAUGGCCAUGUGACAUGGGUGAAAAAGGUUGGGCGUUCCUUAACUUUAUUUAAAUCUCGAGUACAAAACGCCAAGUGACAACCAAACGCUGUGAAAAGUAGGCAAGGCAAAAUUUUAACAUAUUUUUCCAAGUGUUUGCGGAACUGGUGGAUUACAGAGCUGACAUCACAUAUCAUUGAACAAGUCAUGCAAAAGUAAAUGCACUUUGCAUGCUUUCAUUAUAUGCUAUGGUGCCCUAGAUGACACCAAUAAAGUGUUUAGUUUGCGAACCGCUGUUAAAAGAAGAACAUGAAACAUAGACAGGGUGUAAACAUUGUUUUCAGAAGUGGCUCUGCCCUAAAUUUGACACGUUCCAAAGCAGUGGCGUUGUAGCAUUGUCGGCGACACUGAGCAUGGAUUUGACACUGUAGUUGAAACGCACUGUGCUGGAAAUCCGUUUCACUGGAGAUAAAUGGUUAGCCGCUUGCUAGCGAUAGCCUGUUACAUUACAGAACAUAAUAUUUUACUUGCCACAUAGAGAGAGUAAGGAGAGAUGGCUGAUAGGACAAUGGCGAAUGACUUGCUGACAAACAUCUAAUCUUGUAAAUCGUUUGGUAAGUACUGCCACUCCGUAGUAAACAGAGUAUGUGUAAAUGCGAAAGUGAAAGUAAAAAAAAACAUUGAACAGAGAUUUAAGUGCCCCUCAUAUUAAUAGCGGCUCCCUGAUGACCGCAAUUUAUAAACAAUAUAAUUACCCAAAUAUAUAAUUGUAAGAGGAAGCACUCAAAUAUAUGUUUUCCUUCCGUCACGUAUUUAGGGGUUCUGUAGCACACGCCAUUUCCGUUCUGAACUGGGUAUUCGGGCACAUCCCACACACAAGUUAUGUAAGUCUUAAGAAUUUAUGUUCUACACAAGAAAGCAAGUCUUGCAGUUGGGACCGAUGUGAUGGGGAGUUAAGAAACAGAAUGUUCAGUUUUGGCUGAACUGUCUCUUUAACAGGACUUUACAUAGAGGAAUUUUCAGUUAUAUUUUCUACAUUUAAAUGUAAGUGGAGAAAUGUUUCAUCACAGACUCGGCCUCUCUACACAUCUUGUGAAGUGCUCCCUUGUUGAAACAUAAUUGCAGCAUUAUCAUUACAGCACUGAAAGCUUACAGAGGAACAGGGGAGUAAUUCUACAUCUGUAUGAGAUGUAGUUCAAUUCAACUUCAUUUGCUUGUGUGAAGUUUGCUUAAUUUGCGAAACUGCAGAUUACACUGAAAUCAAACAGAAGUGUCAGGAGGAAUGCUGCAGUACACUGAGCUUGUGUGAAUGAAUGUUGUCAAAGUGUUUUAUAUUCACAUUUUUU
Messenger RNA from Labeo rohita (rohu), 5408 nucleotides. It is a transcript of the gene cdh10a, whose product is annotated as cadherin 10, type 2a (T2-cadherin). Gene Ontology annotation, biological process: homophilic cell-cell adhesion; multicellular organism development; adherens junction organization. NCBI's taxonomy places the organism in Eukaryota, Metazoa, Chordata, Actinopteri, Cypriniformes, Cyprinidae. Gene Ontology annotation, cellular component: adherens junction; plasma membrane; catenin complex. The coding region runs from base 308 to 2662 and encodes 784 amino acids. Gene Ontology annotation, molecular function: cadherin binding; calcium ion binding. The record is from RefSeq and is a predicted model, not a curated record. The transcript is spliced from 12 exons.